Messenger RNA from Olea europaea var. sylvestris, 2797 nucleotides. Its product is annotated as probable protein phosphatase 2C 33. Gene Ontology annotation, biological process: protein dephosphorylation. The coding region runs from base 1042 to 2547 and encodes 501 amino acids. The transcript is spliced from 6 exons. The record is from RefSeq and is a predicted model, not a curated record. Lineage: Eukaryota; Viridiplantae; Streptophyta; Magnoliopsida; Lamiales; Oleaceae. Gene Ontology annotation, molecular function: protein serine/threonine phosphatase activity.
ACCAUUAUUACCACCACACUGUUCUUGAAAAAUAUAAAAAUUAUUAUAUAAAAAAAAAAAAAAUUUGUCAUGAGAUUGUGUUUCACACACACUGACGAGUGACGAACCUCUCUCUCCCCGAAUUUUAUUUAUUUAUUUUUUUUUUUUUAUUUUUUUUUUUAUGGAGUAAAAAGUCUUAUCGGCGGCUUUUUUUGCGAAUCUCAUUUCUAAUUUCUCGCUCUUCCUCUUUUGCUAUUCUCUCGAUUCAGUUUCUGUUUGAAAGGACCCAAUUUUCUCUCCUUUGAUCUUGAGCGUUUGUUGCUGUUCUUUUAAUUCCAGAGUUCAAAUUUUCCAUCAAUACAUGAAAUUGUGUCAAUUGAUAAAUGUCUUUUAUGGGUUUGAUCGGUUGUUCCUCAUUUUUUUUUUCCUUAGUUCGUUUCAUGGUUUAAUUGAACAUUCUGGAUUCUUUCGGCAGGGAUGAUCUACUUGAAUAUGUGGGCUUUCAAGCAAUUGAAAUGUCUUUUACAUUUAUAAUGGAUAUUGAGGUGCUAUCCUUCUUAGCUUUUUGCAUUCCAUUAUAAUUAUUAUUAUUUUAAAAAGAAAAUGGAAGAGGAUAAGGUGUUACUAUAUGUAUUUAAUAGCUAUGGUGUGUUCAGGGCCAUUUAAGGAUUGGGGAAUUGGAAAAUUUGUUUCUCUUUGGGUUGGAAGCUUAUUCUUGUAUUAUAGUGUAUUAAAAAGGUGAAUUUGCCCGAUAAAGGAGGAUGUGUUUUGUGGAUAAAGAAAAAGAUUUAGUGGUAAAAUUAAGUGAGUUGUUGAAAUUCAUUUCCUUUUAAUAUUCAAAGCUUCCUAGAAAGAAUAUGAUGUGAUUUUUCUUGUUGGAAUUUACAGUCUGGGUGAAGGGGUAAUUCAUCUGGAUUGAGUGGGGAAUUUGAGUGUGUCAAUCUAAAGAUUUUGGAAGGAUUUUUAAUAGGGAUUUCUGUUACGGAUCCAAACACAGAAAAUCAGGGUUUUGAUUGUGUUGCUGGUCUGGAGUGCAUACUGAACGUAAUCAGGGUCCUAAGAAUGGGAUCCUGCCUGUCCGGGGAUAGCAGGAGUCCCCAACCCAGUUCUCCUGUGCGGUUACAGAAGAGGAAGGGCUCGAAGAAGAGGCUUGGUUAUCAAAAUUCGUCCUUUGACUAUAAGAUUGAGGAGCAGCUACAUAGGACCCCCGGGCGUAUGUUCUUGAAUGGAUCAAGUGAAAUCGCCUCACUCUUCACCCAACGAGGCAAGAAAGGAACUAAUCAAGAUGCUAUGAUUGUUUGGGAGAAUUUUGGCUCUAGAGUGGACACAGUCUUCUGUGGUGUUUUUGAUGGCCAUGGCCCUUUUGGUCACAUGGUUGCCAAGCAGGUUAGAGAUUCUCUUCCUUUGAAGCUAAGCGCACAUUGGGAAGUUAAUAUAAAGAGUGAUGAGGUUUUUCAAGGGAUCAGUUUGAAUACCAAGGGUAGUAUGUGCUCAGAAAGUACAUCCUUCUUAUCUGCUAACGAGGAAGCUAGAGCUGCUAUAGGUUUCGAAGAAACCGGAAAGCAACCUGAGAUUUUUCAGAUAUUGAAGGAAUCUUUCCUAAAGGCUUAUAAGGUUAUGGACAGGGAACUGAAAAUGUAUGCAAAUAUUGACUGCUUCUGCAGUGGGACUACGGCAGUGACUCUGGUGAAGCAGGGUCAGGAUCUUGUGAUUGGAUACAUUGGGGACUCAAGAGCUGUAUUGGGUACAAGAGAUCAAAAUAAUUUUCUCACUGCAGUCCAGUUGACUGUGGAUCUUAAACCUAAUCUUCCAUCGGAAGCAGAGAGGAUUCACAAAUGUAAAGGACGAAUUUUUGCCCUUCAGGAUGAACCUGAGGUUGCACGAGUGUGGCUGCCAAAUUAUGACUCUCCUGGCCUUGCAAUGUCACGUGCAUUUGGAGAUUUCUGUCUCAAGGAAUUCGGUCUUGUCUCUGUUCCAGAAAUUUGCUAUAAACGUAUUACUGAUAAGGAUGAGUUUAUAGUCUUGGCAACAGAUGGGGUUUGGGAUGUGCUAUCAAACAAAGAAGUAGUUGACAUCGUGGGUUCUUCUCCCACUCGUUCAUAUGCAGCCCGCACGUUAGUAGAGUCAGCAGUUCAGGGUUGGAAGCUCAAGUAUCCAACUUCCAAGGUUGACGACUGUGCAGUGGUUUGCCUCUUUCUUGAUUCGAACUCAAAGGACUCAACUAUUUCGACAGCAAAAUCCAAGAAAAACGUUGCUGCAGAGGAUGAUUUCUACAAGAAAGAUAANGCAGAGGAUGAUUUCUACAAGAAAGAUAAUUCUCUUUAUACAAUCGGAUUUAACCGCUCUGGUACUGUUAGAACUAGUGAACAAGUUCUUGGAGAAGAGAAUGAGGCUUCAGAUGCAAAUAAGGAGGAACUCUCCGACCUUGAAGAAACAAACGUGGAGGUUGGAAAAGAGUGGACCGCUCUCGAAGGAGUCGCCCGUGUGAACACAUUAUUGACCUUGCCAAGAUAUGUGCCACCAAAAGAAGAGAAAAACGCUGCAGGAGAUAAAAAGGGUAGAAAAUGAAAGCCAAAAAAAUAUUGUUUAGAUUUAUUUUGUAGUUCCUGUUUUCCUAAAUAUGUUUUUCCUUUCUUUCUCGAAAAAUUAGUGGUCUUCGAUGUUUAUUCAGGACCAGAGAGGUGGUUAUAUUGCCUGCGAAUAAUACUCUUCAUCUCCAUUGUAGGUGGUAAUAGAAUUUUUGCAGAAUUCAACUCUCCCUUCUCUCCUUUGUUGUACAUUUUUUUUGGUCGUGUUGAUAAUAUUUCCUUUAGCUCAA